AUGUUCAGAAUAAAUAAAUCGGUGGCUUUCACAUUUAUUGCACUGCUCAUUUGUCUUAUUUUACUAGUAAACAGUACACUGAGUAUGCGCACAAACAAUGAAAUAAUGGAAUUACCUGACAGUUAUUCACCAGAAUAUGAACGUUUAUGGUCAAGUCGAUCAAGAUUCUUAUAUCCCAGUGCAUAUUUACGACCAUACAGAGCACCGUUUUAUCAAGAUACUAUUGAGAAAAAAAAUCGUAAAAUUGAUCAAUCAUUUUAUUCUUAUUAUGGUUAA
This is a messenger RNA of Schistosoma mattheei, 276 nucleotides long. The record is from the annotation of a GenBank genome assembly. Lineage: Eukaryota; Metazoa; Platyhelminthes; Trematoda; Strigeidida; Schistosomatidae.